This is a messenger RNA of Saccharomycopsis crataegensis, 1773 nucleotides long. RefSeq names its product bifunctional choline kinase/ethanolamine kinase. The coding region runs from base 1 to 1773 and encodes 590 amino acids. The transcript has a single exon. Gene Ontology annotation, molecular function: choline kinase activity; ethanolamine kinase activity. NCBI's taxonomy places the organism in Eukaryota, Fungi, Ascomycota, Saccharomycetes, Ascoideales, Saccharomycopsidaceae. The record is from RefSeq and is a predicted model, not a curated record. Gene Ontology annotation, cellular component: cytoplasm. Gene Ontology annotation, biological process: phosphatidylcholine biosynthetic process; phosphatidylethanolamine biosynthetic process.
AUGGUGUCCCGCAUCACCGAUAGACCAAUUAUUAUCCGUCGCUCGUCAAGACUGAGCUCGCGGUCUCGAUCAUCGUCGAGAACCAGAUCAAAAUCCCAAUAUCGCGGCUCAGACUCAGAAACUGAUAUCUUCCCACCUACCAGUGUACCUGGCGCUUCAGCCACUCAUCAUCCAAAGAUCCUCACUAUCGAUUAUCUCUUUGACAAUACCCUUCCAACUUACUUUAUGUUGCAAGAGAUCUUGUCAUUAACCGAAAAACUCAAGAUCUCCAAAUGGAAGCAUUUGAUCAAGACUUAUGGCAAAGAGGUUGCCGUUGCCAAUACCAAGCUAAAAAGAAUUAGUGGGGCAUUGACAAACGCCAUUUACAAAGUGGAAUUCGAUCUCAAGGAAUUAGAUAACCAAAAUAGCAACCCUGCCCCAUUGCUUCUAAGAGUAUAUGGUCCUAACGUGUCUAGCGUGAUCGAUCGAGAGUACGAACUCUCGAUCUUGACCAGACUUUCCCAUCAUAAUAUCGGAGCAAAACUUCUUGGAUGUUUUAGUAAUGGCCGGUUCGAACAAUGGUUGAACCAUACCGCCCCGUUGACGAGAGAUUUGAUGCGCGAUGACCGGGUUUCCCACACAAUUGCUAGAAGAAUGAGAGAGUUGCAUGAAGGGAUCCCUUUAACCAACGAUGAAAUCAAUAAUGGGUCAAUAGUUUGGCUGAACAUUGAAAAAUGGAUGGGUUACGUAAAGGAUUUUGUGGCAUUACAACGGGAGAAGAAAAAACUCGAUGAGGAGACAUUAUUCGAUGAGUAUCAAGUGUUUGGGACGUCAUUCGAAGAGUUUGCAGAAACUGUCAAUGUUUACAAACAAUGGUUGUUUGCUAAAUACGGCGGAGAAGAAGGAUUGAAAAGUAGAUUGGUAUUUUGUCACAACGAUACCCAGUAUGGUAAUUUAUUGUUGACUUAUCCUACCACCUUGUCGGAAAAACGACCAAGUUCAUCAAAAAAUGAAUCCAAAGAAGAUCAUAUUGAUAUGUGCAAUCCAAAUUCUCAUAAAGCAUCAUUAACCGAUUCUUUGAUCUUCAAGUCCCUUCGAGCCAUUCCGACCCCAGAAGAUCGGAAACUUAUUGUCAUUGAUUUUGAGUAUUCUGGCCCCAACGUUGCUGCCUACGAUAUCGCCGAUCAUCUUUGUGAAUGGAUGGCCGAUUAUCAUGAUCCUGAUAGACCACAUUACUUGGACCAGAAAUCGUAUCCAACUGUCGAAGAACAACUCGCGUUUGUGGGGAGUUAUGUCGGAGCUGCCCCAUUAGGGAAAAUCCCACUAGGAGUCCUAGAAAAAGAUCAUUAUUCCGAUGCCAAUAAAAAUAAUAAUAAUGGCGAUGGUGAUGAUGAUCUUGCCUUGGUUACAAAGAGGUUGUAUAAUGAGAUUGUUUACUGGAGACCAGCAGCACAUAUCAGUUGGUGUCUUUGGGGGAUUGUUCAAAGUCCGUCAUUUUGCCUUCAACCGGAAAAUGACCCUGUCACUUCGUCAAAUUUGCCAGAUGAUGGAACUUACAAGGUGGUUUCAGAUCUAAAAGACUUACAAAUCAACAACAACAAUAAUAAUAGUGAGGAAAUGGAAGAGGAAGUUGGAGGGGAUACCGAUACGUUUGACUAUUUCAGGUAUUCUAACAACAAGGCAGGGCUAGUAUGGAACGAUUUGUUCGAACUAGGGGUUGUGGACCGUGAGAAGUUUGAUAUUAAGGGAGAAGAAGGGGUCAAGUUUUAUGGGGCAGGGUUGUUUGAGGUGUGA